AUGUCUCAGAAACAGUUCAAAUCAGAUGGUAAUAUUGUGGGUCCUUACUUGCUUGGGCUCGCUAGAAGUAAUCCGGGUCUCACGGUGAUCAAGCACGAUCGUGUUGUGUACCGUACAAAGUCCGCUGGCAAUGAUUCAAAGGUGGCACUUGUCUCCGGUGGUGGUAGUGGUCAUGAACCCACGCAUGCUGGGUUUGUCGGCGAUGGUGCGCUAGAUGCAAUUGCUGCUGGUGCGAUCUUUGCCUCUCCCUCGACAAAACAGAUUUACUCGGCCAUUAAGGCUGUAGAAUCCGCUAAAGGUGUUUUGAUCAUUGUGAAAAAUUACACCGGUGAUGUUAUCCAUUUUGGUUUGGCUGCAGAGAGAGCUAAGCUUGCAGGGAUGAAGGUCGAGAUGGUGGCGGUUGGCGAUGAUGUUUCGGUCGGUAAGAAGAAGGGUUCGUUGGUUGGUCGUAGAGGUUUGGGUGCUACUUGCUUGGUUCACAAGAUUGCAGGUGCAGCUGCAACUUUUGGUUUGGAACUGCACGAUGUUGCUGAAGUGGCACAAUCGGUUGUAGACAACAGUGUAACCAUCAACGCUUCUCUUGAUCAUUGUACUGUCCCAGGCCAUAAACCUGAAAAUCUUCUCGGUAAGGAUGAAUAUGAGAUUGGUAUGGGUAUCCAUAACGAAUCUGGUACCCAGAAAUCUUCACCUUUGCCCUCUAUUCCAGAAUUAGUUUCCAAGUUACUACCUUUGGUCUUGGGUGAAGACGAAGAUCGUUCAUAUGUUAAGUUUGAUCCAAAGGAUGAAGUUGUUCUAAUGAUCAACAACAUGGGUGGAUUGUCUAACUUGGAACUUGGUUAUGCCGCCGAAAUCGUCUCUGAGCAAUUGAUUGAGAAAUAUCACAUUGUUCCAAAGAGAACCAUUACCGGUACUUUCAUUACCGCAUUGAACGGUCCUGGUUUUGGUAUCACUUUGCUCAACGCCUCGAAGGCAGGUAAGGAUAUCAUUAAGUACUUUGACUAUCCUACAACCGCAAGUGGCUGGAAUCAAAUGUACCACAAAGCAGAAGAUUGGAAACCUCUUGCCGACGGGAAGGUUCCUUCUGCCCCACCUUUGAAACAAGUCAGGAACGAAAAGAAGUCUGGUGUAAAGGCUGACUAUGAUACUUUUGCAAAAAUCUUGCUCGCCGGUAUUGCCAAGAUUAAUGAAGUCGAACCUAAAGUCACUUUCUAUGAUACGAUCGCAGGUGAUGGUGACUGUGGUACCACUUUGGUCACAGGAGGUAAGGCCUUGACCGAAGCCAUCAAGGACCGCUCUUUGCGUUUGGACGAUGCUGCUCUUGGUAUUGAAGAUAUUGCUUACAUCGUCGAGGAUUCCAUGGGUGGUACUUCUGGUGGUUUGUACUCUAUUUACCUUUCAGCAUUGGCUAAAGGUGUCAGAGAUUCUGGCGAUAGCAAGCUUACCGCUGAGACAUUCAAGAAUGCUUCGCAAUUUGCAUUGGAUGCCUUGUAUAAGUACACCAGAGCAAGACCUGGUUACAGAACCUUGAUUGACGCUCUACAGCCCUUUGUUGAAACUUUGAAUGCUGGUAAGGGUCCAAGAGCUGCAGCAAAAGCCGCUCAUGAAGGCGCUGAAAAGACUCGUAAGAUGGAGGCUCUUGUUGGUCGGGCUUCUUAUGUGGCAAAAGAGGAGCUCAAAAGACUUGAUGAUGAGGGUGGAUUGCCUGAUCCAGGUGCUGUUGGUCUUGCUGCUUUGCUUGAUGCUUUAGUCAGUGAAGCAGGUUUCUAA
Messenger RNA from Torulaspora delbrueckii, 1767 nucleotides. It is a transcript of the gene DAK2, whose product is annotated as dihydroxyacetone kinase. Gene Ontology annotation, molecular function: glycerone kinase activity; ATP binding. Gene Ontology annotation, biological process: glycerol catabolic process. Gene Ontology annotation, cellular component: cytosol. NCBI's taxonomy places the organism in Eukaryota, Fungi, Ascomycota, Saccharomycetes, Saccharomycetales, Saccharomycetaceae. The transcript has a single exon. The coding region runs from base 1 to 1767 and encodes 588 amino acids. The record is from RefSeq and is a predicted model, not a curated record.